Messenger RNA from Aspergillus glaucus CBS 516.65, 1304 nucleotides. Its product is annotated as E2 ubiquitin-conjugating protein UBC8. Gene Ontology annotation, molecular function: ubiquitin conjugating enzyme activity. Gene Ontology annotation, biological process: ubiquitin-dependent protein catabolic process; protein polyubiquitination. Gene Ontology annotation, cellular component: nucleus. The record is from RefSeq and is a predicted model, not a curated record. NCBI's taxonomy places the organism in Eukaryota, Fungi, Ascomycota, Eurotiomycetes, Eurotiales, Aspergillaceae. The transcript is spliced from 6 exons. Bases 314 to 916 code for a protein of 200 amino acids.
UGCCCGCCUCACCUCACCAUCUCACCACUUCACCUCAUCUCGCUGCCCUACUCUAAUUCUCUUUUCCAUCUCUCGUUUCUUUUUCUAUACCACAUCCCGGACCCUACCGGACCUUCCUUUCUUAUCUUCACCCUAACCUUCCACUCCAAACCGGAUUUCCCCCUCCCCCGCAGUUCCUUUCCCUUCCCCCCACUUCACCCUUUCACCUUGGGGGAACGAUAACACGACUUCGGAUAAAGACCCUUUGGAUAUUUUUACGGUUACCAUACCUUUCUGAUAUACGGCUUCUUUUGGUCUAUCUUGCGACUUCAAAAUGAGCAGCCCAAAGCGAAGAAUCGAGACGGAUGUGAGUGACCGGAAUAUACCCGGACUUAUGGACGAAGCAAAAUGGGCUGACCUGUUGAUGAGUGACUAUGAGGUGACUUUGGUUAAUGACAAUAGUGAGCAAGAAUUCUACGUGCGCAUUAAAGGCCCAGACGAGACACCCUUCGCUGGCGGUCACUGGAAGGUCCACGUCGAAUUACCCGAUCAAUACCCAUACAAGAGUCCAAGCAUCGGUUUCGUUAACCGGAUCUUCCACCCGAAUAUUGACGAGCUUUCCGGAUCGGUCUGCCUGGACGUGAUUAACCAAACGUGGUCGCCUAUGUAUGACAUGAUCAAUAUCUUCGAAGUCUUCGUUCCCCAACUCCUGCGUUAUCCGAACCCUGCCGAUCCUCUAAACGGCGAAGCUGCCGCGAUGUUGAUGAGAGAACCCAAGACUUAUGAGGCUAAAGUGAAGGAAUACGUGGCAAAAUACGCCAGCAAAGACGCUGUCGACGACGCCGAAGAAGACACCGAGUCCGAAGACGAGCUAAGCUCCGCCGGUAGCUACGAAUCUGGCGGCGAAGAGCCCGCCGGCACAAUGGACGACGUCUAACCAAUUCUUUUUUCCCUUCUUGUUUGAUCAUCUGGUCUCUUAUAUACUGCAUCCUCAUCAUCAUCCCCCCCCCCCCAAUCUAUGCACUUCGUUUAUGUCUAGGGAUCGAGCUGGCGUUACUUCGAGAUGGAGUUUUUUUUUGACAUAUAUGUAUCUGGCGCACCUGAACUACGGCGGUCGUGGAAAUGGAGUCUCGGAUUGGACAAGCUCAUCUCUCGGAUUUUGUUGAUUCCGCCGUCUUUUUUUAUAUUGUUUUUGACACUUUUUACUUGAAAUUUGCAGAUGUUUUAGCAUAUAAAUACGCAUUGCGAUUUAUGCUUCAGAUUCUACCAUGAUACUGUCCACUAAGCAUGGAAUAUAGAAUGGCACCCAGUUUGCAGUAUCUCCA